AUGGCAAUUGCAAAUGAGUGUGUGGUGAUUGUGAAAAAUGUAGGUGCUUUUUUGCUUGAAGAUAUAGAUACUUUGUUGCUUGAAGAUAUAGGUGCUUUUUUGUUUAAAAAUGUAGGUGCCUUUUUGCUUAUAGAUGCUCGUGCAGAUGUUUUCUUAAAAAUACAU
Racocetra persica is the source of this 165-nucleotide messenger RNA. Lineage: Eukaryota; Fungi; Glomeromycota; Glomeromycetes; Diversisporales; Gigasporaceae. The record is from the annotation of a GenBank genome assembly.